Orbicella faveolata is the source of this 4031-nucleotide messenger RNA. RefSeq lists its product as uncharacterized. Gene Ontology annotation, molecular function: protein binding; transmembrane receptor protein tyrosine kinase activity; ATP binding. NCBI's taxonomy places the organism in Eukaryota, Metazoa, Cnidaria, Anthozoa, Scleractinia, Merulinidae. The record is from RefSeq and is a predicted model, not a curated record. Gene Ontology annotation, biological process: protein phosphorylation; positive regulation of kinase activity; multicellular organism development. Gene Ontology annotation, cellular component: plasma membrane; signaling receptor complex.
UUUUUCAACAUUGUUGUUAAGAAGUAUUUUAUAGCAGUUUUUUUUAUUCGGUUUAAUGUUUUGAGAAAUCACUUCUUCUUCGCGAUCUCGUUGCGAAUUUAAAACGAUUUUUUGUUUCUGGAUGAUUUGCGCCAAUCUUGCAACAAAUAUGAUUUCGUUUUAUUUUAGACGUGUUAGAUUAAAGCUUCACUGAGACAAUGACGUCACAACUGUUUUGGUCGUUUUUGGUCCUCGCCCUUGUGACAGAAGCUUCAUCGUGGUCAACAAGACGACGAUCAUCAUCGUGCGUAAUGCCCAGAAAUUGUCGUGUUAGUUCUUGGAGUUCGUGGAGUGCUUGUAGCCAGCCUUGCGGCACCGGAGGGAUGCAGAAUCGUAAACGCACGGUGACUAGAUAUCCAUUAUGCGGUGGGUCGCCGUGUCGUAAACUCAUGGUAACCCGGUCCUGUAAUCAGGGGAAAUGUGCUAAUGGCGGAACUCCCAAUAUAGAGGGAUGUAACUGUAGACAGGAAUUCAGCGGACAGUGUUGUUUGCAAACUGAAGUUUAUAAGACGAUCGGUUGUUACAACGACAGUUUGGACCGUGCGAUCCCUACCCUAGAAGAAACAGAUUACAUCCUGGAUGGCGACUUUUGGACGAGAAAUGAUCCAAUUUACAAAUGUUAUGAAGUGGCCAAGAAACUAGGCUUCAAAGUUUUCGCUCUUCAAGCUGGUGGAUGGUGUGCAUCGAGUUCUACAGCCGAAAAAACAUUCAACAAAUAUGGAAUGUCCUCGAAUUGUGAAAAUGAUGGUGAAGGCGGACCAUAUGCCAAUCAAGCCUAUUAUAUCAAAGAUUAUACAGGUGUUGGAUGCUAUAGAGACACUACAGAUCGUGCAAUUCCAACACUUGAAGACACAGACUCAGUCUUGGAUGGCGGGGUAUUCUUUUACCGCAGCCGUCAGAACGCAAUUGUCAAGUGCGCUGUCGCAGCUCGCAGAAGGGGUUUCCCUGCCUUUGCACUUCAGGAUGGCGGCUGGUGUGCAGCGAGCGCUAAUGUACUGGAGACGUUUAACAAAUAUGGCAAGAGUAGCGACUGCAAUAAUAAAGGCACAGGAGGUCCUUUUGCAAACAAUGUUUACGUCUUUCAAGAUGAAAUUAACACCGUCAGAGUUUCAGAUCCAAUCGCCUUUUAUCCCUUGAACACCAAGUACACAACACGGGAAAUAAAAAAUCGACAAGCCCAGGGUAACCCUGUUGGUGUUAGCAUGGCGCCAGGGCCUGAUGGCAAGGCCGGUGGCUCGUACCAAUUCACGGGACAAAGCAACAGUUACAUCGAGUUCCCAAACAAUGGAGGGUUAGAUGCUCAACACUCCAUCACCAUGUUAUGUUGGGUGUAUCCUGAGAAUACAGACGGACCAAUUUUCAAUUAUAAGAUAACUGGUGGGCCUUGGGCUGUUCAUUUCUGGAUGCAUUCUGGAAAGCUGUACGGUGUAAUAAGUCAACGAAAUUACCUUAUGAUUCCAGGGUUACGCACGUUUCACGUUCUGGCGUUAAACCAGUGGCAUUAUGUUGGUUUUACCUAUAGUCACAUUACUGGUAUGGCAAAUUUAUGGCUGGAUGACCAACGAGUGGUGCACAGGAAUAUUGGAGCCGGCCUGUCUCUUUCAACUCAAGAUAACGUUAGAAUGGGCGCAUUAGAAAAUGAUGGCCGGUAUUUUAAGGGACGAAUUACAGCCAUGCAGAUUUAUGACGUUGCUUUGACCGAGGAGCAAAUAAACGCAGUGGAAAACGCUGGUCAAGGAAACGACAGGUGCAGUGAGAUGGGCUGGGAGUCCGCCCUCAGUGGACCAGGAUGGGCAAACUGCUCAUUGGGAAGAUACAUAAGUGGAGUGUGGAGGGAAAAUGAUGCUGUCAUUUCUUUACCUGAUGGCAUCGAUAAUAUUAAAAAGGGGCAGUGCUGUAGCCCUCCACACGAAUACAAAGAUGAUACUCCUGUUUGCCAAACACUGGAUUGGAAAACUUCAUUAAGCAGAAACAACAGAUGGGCUUCCUGUCCUGGCGGGUAUUUUCUCCAAGGAAUUUAUCGCUCAAACGAGACUUGGCUUCACAACAUCGAAAAAGCAUUGUGCUGCAGACCCAGAAACUUCAAAAACAUGACCAAGGAUUGCUACGAUGAAAAUGUAAGGAAAUCACUAAAUAAGAAAGGCUGGAGUAAGUGUCGAGACUGGCACUAUAUGAUGGGCUUGGACACUGCUCUCUUAAAAGAUUAUACAGGUGUUGGAUGCUAUAGAGACACUACAGAUCGUGCAAUUCCAACACUUGAAGACACAGACUCAGUCUUGGAUGGCGGGGUAUUCUUUUACCGCAGCCGUCAGAACGCAAUUGUCAAGUGCGCUGUCGCAGCUCGCAGAAGGGGUUUCCCUGCCUUUGCACUUCAGGAUGGCGGCUGGUGUGCAGCGAGCGCUAAUGUACUGGAGACGUUUAACAAAUAUGGCAAGAGUAGCGACUGCAAUAAUAAAGGCACAGGAGGUCCUUUUGCAAACAAUGUUUACGUUUUUCAAGAUGAAAUUAACACCGUCAGAGUUUCAGAUCCAAUCGCCUUUUAUCCCUUGAACACCAAGUACACAACACGGGAAAUAAAAAAUCGACAAGCCCAGGGUAACCCUGUUGGUGUUAGCAUGGCGCCAGGGCCUGAUGGCAAGGCCGGUGGCUCGUACCAAUUCACGGGACAAAGCAACAGUUACAUCGAGUUCCCAAACAAUGGAGGGUUAGAUGCUCAACACUCCAUCACCAUGUUAUGUUGGGUGUAUCCUGAGAAUACAGACGGACCAAUUUUCAAUUAUAAGAUAACUGGUGGGCCUUGGGCUGUUCAUUUCUGGAUGCAUUCUGGAAAGCUGUACGGUGUAAUAAGUCAACGAAAUUACCUUAUGAUUCCAGGGUUACGCACGUUUCACGUUCUGGCGUUAAACCAGUGGCAUUAUGUUGGUUUUACCUAUAGUCACAUUACUGGUAUGGCAAAUUUAUGGCUGGAUGACCAACGAGUGGUGCACAGGAAUAUUGGAGCCGGCCUGUCUCUUUCAACUCAAGAUAACGUUAGAAUGGGCGCAUUAGAAAAUGAUGGCCGGUAUUUUAAGGGACGAAUUACAGCCAUGCAGAUUUAUGACGUUGCUUUGACCGAGGAGCAAAUAAACGCAGUGGAAAACGCUGGUCAAGGAAACGACAGGUGCAGUGAGAUGGGCUGGGAGUCCGCCCUCCGUGGACCAGGAUGGGCAAACUGCUCAUUGGGAAGAUACAUAAGUGGAGUGUGGAGGGAAAAUGAUGCUGUCAUUUCUUUACCUGAUGGCAUCGAUAAUAUUAAAAAGGGGCAGUGCUGUAGCUCUCCACACGAAUACAAAGAUGAUACUCCUGUUUGCCAAACACUGGAUUGGAAAACUUCAUUAAGUAGAAACAACAGAUGGGCUUCCUGUCCUGACGGAUAUUUUCUCCAAGGAAUUUAUCGCUCAACGGAGACUUGGCUUCACAAUAUCGAAAAGGCAUUGUGUUGCAGACCCAGAAACUUCAAAAACUUUACCAAGAAUUGCUACGAUGAAAAUGUAAGGAAAUCACUAAAUAAGAAAGGCUGGAGCAAGUGUCGAGACUGGCACUAUAUGAUGGGCGUAUACAAAGGAGACUGUGACAACCUGAAUUGUAUUGACAUGAUAAAAUGCUGCCGGAUGACUCCUCCAGGUACGCACUCUCAUGGUCUCUCGGACCACUAAUAUUAAACUGAAAUCCUACUAAAUCCUAUUAUUAUAUGACUCUGUCCCACAGGGACUGGGAACUACCAAAUUCACGAUUUUGAUUGGCUGAAAUCGAUAUUGAAAGUGGUCUAGAUUUUUCCAUCUAGAACGGCAUCUAAACCGGUAAUGUUUUGCAGCGAAUAAGUUGCAAACUAAAAUGCAAAAUCACUGGCUAUUUUCAUCUAACAAUAUUUAUUUUAUGGAAGUGCCAAAAAGGCUGCUUAGAUAAAAGUAUUGAGGACGAGCAAACUUUGGCAGAAUUAAAUUCAGCUCAUC